GCCAGGCGUCCAUUUUCUUUUUCUUUGUUUCCUCUUUAGACAGAAACCCGCGACUGGCAGGAAUAAUUGAUUCCAGAAUAUAGACAUAUUAACACAUUAAAACAUCUCUAUGUAAAUAUUUCAAAUCGAAUGGUGGUAUUUGUAUACCCUAGUCUGUACAAUGUAAGUGUGUUCCCCCCAAAAACAAUGUUACAUUCGCUUCUGUGGUUUCGAUAAACGGUUAUAACCAUGGAGACAGAGGAGAAUGAAGCAGUCGUGGAUGAAGGAGAGACCUUCUCCAAAGGGAAAGAGCGCAAGACGUACCAAAGGAGGCGCGACGGGGGUCCGGAGGAGGAGACUGACGUCCUGGUGCAGGGCCAACCUGACGGAUCAGAAGAGCAGGUUGCUGGAGAGAUGGUCCAGGACGUCAAUGUCAAUAGCAAUGUGGAUAUGGUGUUGAUGGAGCAGCUGGACCCCACCCUACUCCAGAUGAAGACAGAAGUCCUGGAAACUGAUGUACACCAGGAGGGAGGAGAGACCACAGUGGACGAAACCCAGAUAAUUACGUUGCAGGUGGUCAAUAUGGAGGAGCAGCCCAUCAACCUUGGGGAGCUGCAGUUGGUGCAGGUGCCUGUUCCAGUGUCCGUACCGGUGAGUUCUGCCACUGUGGAGGAGUUCCAGGGCACCUACGAGAACAUGCCCAAAGAAGGGGAUCCAGUGAUCUGCCACACACUGCCAUUGCCCGAGGGCUUCCAGGUGGUCAAGGUGGGUGCCAACGGGGAGGUGGAGACAGUGGAGCAAGAAGAGCUGCACCACCAACAGCAGCAGAUUGAACAACAGCAGCAGCAGCAGCAGCAGCAGUCCCAGCAGAACGAAGACAGCUCAUGGCAGAAGGAUCCCGACUACCAGCCACCCUCCAAGAAGUCCAAGAAAACCAAAAAGAGCAAGCUGCGUUACAACACCGAAGAGGGCAAGGACAUGGACGUGUCUGUUUAUGACUUUGAAGAGGAGCAGCAGGAGGGCCUGCUUUCAGAAGUCAACGCUGAGAAAGUCGUGGGGAACAUGAAGCAGCCCAAGCCGACCAAGAUUAAAAAGAAAGGUGUGAAGAAAACAUUCCAGUGCGAGUUGUGUAGCUACACCUGUCCCCGUCGUUCGAAUCUGGACCGGCACAUGAAGAGCCACACUGAUGAAAGGCCUCACAAAUGUCACCUGUGUGGCAGAGCUUUCAGAACAGUGACGCUGCUAAGAAACCACCUUAACACCCACACAGGAACCAGACCACACAAAUGUCAAGACUGUGACAUGGCCUUUGUGACCAGUGGAGAGCUGGUCAGACAUCGCCGCUACAAACAUACCCAUGAGAAACCGUUCAAGUGCUCUAUGUGUGACUAUGCCAGUGUAGAGGUCAGCAAGUUAAAACGCCACAUCCGCUCCCAUACUGGAGAGCGCCCAUUCCAGUGCAGCUUGUGCAGCUAUGCCAGCAGGGACACCUACAAACUGAAGAGACACAUGAGGACCCAUUCAGGAGAGAAGCCUUACGAAUGUUACAUCUGUCAUGCUCGCUUCACUCAGAGCGGCACUAUGAAGAUGCACAUUCUGCAGAAACACACAGAGAAUGUGGCCAAAUUUCAUUGUCCUCACUGUGACACUGUAAUAGCCAGAAAGAGUGACCUGGGUGUUCAUUUGAGAAAGCAGCACUCGUACAUUGAGCAGGGGAAGAAGUGCCGUUACUGUGAAGCUGUGUUCCAUGAGCGCUAUGCUCUAAUUCAACACCAGAAGUCUCACAAGAAUGAGAAGCGCUUCAAGUGUGAGCUGUGUGACUAUGCUUGUAGACAGGAACGCCACAUGGUGAUGCACAAACGAACCCAUACAGGAGAGAAGCCGUAUGCCUGCAGCAGUUGCGACAAAACCUUCAGGCAGAAACAGCUUUUGGACAUGCACUUCAGGCGUUACCAUGAUCCCAGCUUUGUGCCCACCUCCUUUGUCUGCACCAAAUGUGGUAAAACAUUUACACGCAGGAACACCAUGGCUCGGCAUGCAGAGAACUGCUGUGGACCAGACUCCAUGGAAAGUGAGAACGGAGCCACACCUAAAAAGACCAGGGUUGGAAGGAAGAAGAAAAUGCGCUGCAAGAAAGAUGAUGAUGAUGACGAUGAUGAUAGCGAGGAGCAUGCAGAUCCUGAACUGGAAGACAUUGAGGAGGAGGAUGAGGACGACCUCGCUGAAGCAGAAGCAGAGGCGGAGGCUGAAGCUCAGGCUGAUCUUGUGGAGGUCGAGGAGGAACCACUUGCCCCUCUGCCCACCCCAGCUAAGAGAAAACGAGGCCGACCCCCUGGCAAGGCUAACGCACCAAAACCUGCUCCACCUGCAGCCAUCAUACAGGUUGAAGAUGAGUCUACUGGUACCAUUGAGAACAUCAUAGUGGAGGUGAAGAAGGAACCAGAGGUGCCCCUGGAGGAAAUGGAGAGUGAGGCGGUCCAGCUGCCUGUAGUGGAGGCGGCUCCCAACGGGGAUCUGACCCCGGAGAUGAUUCUCAGUAUGAUGGACCGGUGAUGGGAGAGAAGCAACAUGCUUGUGUUCUGUGUGGUUCUCUGUUCCCCUUUCCACUUUUUUCAUAAUUUUUGUUUUUGUUCAAAAGCAACUUGUUUUUGGUGUUAUGCUUCUGUACUUGCUUUUCUUUAGACCACUUGAGCGCCGUGAAGAUUGCUAAGCAGUGCGCUGGGUUGCUUUUUUAUUUUUUUUAUUUUGAGUGAUAGUGUGGGAGGAGGGCGGUGAAGGGAAGAUAUUAAGACCACAGUUUUUCUGUGAAGCUGGGGGAAGUGGUUGGAUUUUUUCACAGUGCUCAUCCUGAAACUGCAAGAUGCUUUGUACAGUCCUGGUUAUAUCACUGCUGUAGGGGGAAGGUUGUAUUCUUUGUGUUGUCCUUCGUCUCAUUAUUACAAUGUGGGUAUACUCUGCAUCGUUGUGAAUUUGACCCAGUUGAGGUUAUGGAUCUCCUAACAGUUCAAUAAGUGAUUCAGGUUUAAGAUGUCUUAAUCUUGGCAUCACAAUAUUAAAGCCUCUAAGAUUAUGUUGUACAAAGCAUCUCCGCUUAAGGUCUUGUAAAUAAUUUUUCUUUUGUUUUCUACAUUUUAACCUUUUUCUAGCGAUUUUAAGACAUUGUAAAUGCUGGGAGGACAGCAUCUUAACAGUAGCUUUGGACUUCUGCUAAUCUAUAGUGUGUAAAAUGUGCAAAAUUACUAUAAAAUCAUGCAGGUUUUUUUUAUUUGACUUUUGCUUGCAGAUUAAAGGAUUUGGGAUGUUUCAGAGCACACCAACAGACAAUAUUAAUUGGGGUGGGGAAAGAGCUUUUUUAAAUGUACAUUUUAAAAGAUUAUGUUUAGGUCAUCACAAUUUUUUUUUUUUUUUUUUUGUAGCUCUAAACUUGUUCUGUAUCAUUUAUAUAUGAACCGAGAAGCAAGAUUUAAAACCCUGAUCCUCAGAAAUUGAGUUUGUAAUUAACUAGGGGUUGGAUAUGUGCGUUUAUGUGGGGUUUAAAGAAAAGGGGCAAUGUAUAACAUUGAGGAGUGAGAGGGUGCUUGUAUAUGGAAGUUUGUCCCUUGUUAAAAUACGUAAGCUUUUACAUGACAAUUUUGCUGAUUCAGAACGGAAUUUCUUCUGUUCUAUGUAUUGCAUUUAAAUUGCUUUGUUUAGCUCUUCAAGUUCUAGGUUGAUGCAUUUUUGUACUUUUGCUGUACUGUGUGAACUUCUACAGUGGAUGAAAAAAACUGGGGGGGGGGCAAAGAAAGAGGGGCUGGAGAAUGUAUUGCUGUACAGCUAAUAAAAAAAGAAAUUGACCUAA
Messenger RNA from Polyodon spathula (Mississippi paddlefish), 3820 nucleotides. RefSeq names its product CCCTC-binding factor (zinc finger protein) (gene ctcf). Gene Ontology annotation, biological process: regulation of transcription by RNA polymerase II. The record is from RefSeq and is a predicted model, not a curated record. Gene Ontology annotation, cellular component: nucleus. Gene Ontology annotation, molecular function: RNA polymerase II transcription regulatory region sequence-specific DNA binding; DNA-binding transcription factor activity, RNA polymerase II-specific. The transcript has 11 exons. NCBI's taxonomy places the organism in Eukaryota, Metazoa, Chordata, Actinopteri, Acipenseriformes, Polyodontidae. Bases 229 to 2532 code for a protein of 767 amino acids.